Linum trigynum is the source of this 1260-nucleotide messenger RNA. Lineage: Eukaryota; Viridiplantae; Streptophyta; Magnoliopsida; Malpighiales; Linaceae. The record is from the annotation of a GenBank genome assembly.
CUUAGAAGCCCCGUCACUAGAGUUACGAUAAACUUGAAUACAUGUCUAUUAGUGUUGUGGUGUAUGAUCCACGAUUGAACCUCUCCCAAUAACUCGAGUUAUUGGGAUCAACUGGUUCUUGACAUGGUAUCAGAGCCUUCUGUGACCGAGAGGUCUUGUAUUCGAUUCCCGUUGACUCCUAUUUAUUAAGCACAUGGUAUUCUUGUCUUCAAACCUGUGCAAACUUCAAGCCUUUGUGAGUGGCUUUCGUUUGAGGGGGCGUGUUAGUGUUGUGGUAUAUGAUCCACGAUUGAAUCUCUCCCAAUAACUCGAGUUAUUGGGAUCAACUGGUUCUUAACAGCACAUACAGCCAAGACAAUUAGCCAGAGACUGCGGGAACUAGCGGAAAUCAAUUUCUUUCUUGCCGUCCUGGAUACAGAUAUUUAGUGACCAGAAACAGAAAGCAAAGAAACAGGGGAGAGGAAAAAAGAAAAAGAAGGAAAGAGUUAAUUAACGCUUUUGCCUAAUCCAUUUUAUGGCCGUAGUUAUUAGGUUGAAACCAUCGUUCAUUAUCUUCCCUCUGAUGAUCGUCAUCAUCAGUGCCGCCGCGGGCGACGGCGGCUACCACAUCAAAUGCUACGGCGGGAUUCGUGGUGGCGAGGCUAUGGGAUUUACGGCGGCGCAACUGAUCAAGCAGUCUCUGAUCGGAGAUUUGAUGGACAAAGUGCCACGACGUAACAAGGAAGGUCGGCAGAAUUUCUGCAGCGUGCUGACGUGGAACGGAUUGCGGAUGUACGGGUACGCCAACUGCGCGGUGGUUGGCGGAAACGACGCCGCAUGCCGCGGAUGCUUGUCGAUCGCCGGCAAUAUAUUGAUGGGCGGUUGCCAGGGGACCGGGUCGGGUCAAGUGAUCGGCGAGCGUGAUCUUUGCUAUGUCAGGGUCGGGCUCGGCGGGUGUUGUCACAUGUGGCAGAUGACAUGGUGCCAACAAGGUGACAACAUGGCGGCUGCACAUGUGGCAUGCAUGGAAGACUAGUAGCAUAGAGAUGCUCCUAGGAUUCUCCACCUUAAUGUAGAGCUUAAUGGUGCACUUAUGAGUCACAUAAUGGUGACAUUGAUAGAGUGCAUAAUAGGGGGGACUUAAUGGGUGUAUUGAUGUAGUAGAGGGACAUUAUGAGGGGGCAUUGAUGCCUUGUAUGUGGAGAGGCCUAUAUAAGGAGCCAUCUCCCUCACUUGUAACUCAUCCAUCAUUUUUGUGAGCAAUACAACUAUAGAGUUUCU